Molecule: messenger RNA, 726 nt
Organism: Protopolystoma xenopodis
Lineage: Eukaryota; Metazoa; Platyhelminthes; Monogenea; Polystomatidea; Polystomatidae
Source: the annotation of a GenBank genome assembly
AUGUCGGAAGGUGGUGUUCACCAACGCCUCGACGGCAGCUGGCUUGAGGGUCGCGGUUCUGGUCCGCUGGUUCGUCGUUUCUGUCCUUCCACGACCCGUCUCCGAACGACAUCUUCGCCAUCUCCCGCCCGCCCUCAACCGACUCACGCUUUGUUGCAACGGUUCAGCUGGGCCCAAAAAGACGGUACCUCUUUUCUGGUCAUCUCUGCUCACUCCACUCCUCGAUCUAUUUGCCCAUGGACUCACAGGCUCUCUCUCCUCGCAUCCAGUCCCUCUGUUGCCAUCCCGUCUACGGUACUGCUCCGGCAUCAUCUCAUCGCCCCGGCCACAAACAGGUCGCCUCGGGCCGAGCUCAGUUGUCUGUACAUUCGGCGCGUACAACUGCGAACAGCGACACGAAUUGUGCUACUGCUGAUGGGCACAAUGCUGAUACUCAUCAGCAUUUGCCCGUUUUUUAGCCAAUCAGAGAGCAUCUCCAUUACCGGCUUACGACUUGCAAUCGAUGGGAGAGACAAGUCAUGCUACCAACUGGCCUGCCGUUUGCUGCUACAACCCGUUGGUACCUCCUCCUUCGUGCGGCAUUGCCCACCGCUUGACCGGCUCUCGACAGACCCGUUGGGUGUGUUUACAGUUUAUGUUGUGGGCACGGGCUGCAGCCUCGUCUUCUCGGUCUGCCCUCUCCCAGACUGGCCUCUGUCGUCGAUUCGUGACUCUAGGGGGCCCUAG